CCAGCGACCUCCCCGGGUGAGUUGUGCGAGGCAACGAGACGGACUCCUCGCUUGUCGUCCCGUGUCCCCCGCCCAGCCCCCCGCUCUCCCGCUCGGGCAAGCCGUGGCCUGCCGUGCGCGCGCACGCGCGCGCCCAGCCCUACCUAACGAGGAGCACGCAGGGCUCUGGCCGUGCUAACCCCGGCACUCCACGGCACCCGCGCCGCGGAUGGAUUCCUGCUUGGCUGGGCUGACUUCGAUGGUCGGUCCAGUGGAUGGGGAUCUGCUUCGCUCUGAAGGCAUUGCAGAGCGAGCGCCAGGCGGAGAUUCGAGCCUUACUCGGCAAGUGGGCCAAUAGGAGCCUUCGUCCCUUCUGUGGCAACGGCCAGCGAGGCAGGCUUGCUAGCUAGCUUGCUUGCUUGCUUCAGGGCAGGGUGCGCGCGCGCUCACCUCCUCCGCGCGUCAAGACCAGGUGCGUGCGUGACCUUCCUUUCCCACUUUACGCAAUAGGAUGAAGGAAUAGAAAAGGGUGAAAAUAUCAGCAGUCCAGAACUCAUGGUGAAUCCAACAGUAACAACUGAAUGUGCCUAUACAAUGGAAGGGAAAUGUAUUAUGGAUACAUAUCUCACUUUCAUCUCACUUCCAAGAGUUGAUCAGAAAUGACAUCUAAGGAAUCGUAACUGACAUACCCUGUCAAGCUGAAAUGGCGGACACAGAAAGUCAGCUUUAUCCCCUCAUUCCCUUGGAGGAAGAGGGUCUUGAUAGUCCUUUGUCUGGAGAAUUUUUUCAAGAUAUGGAGAACAUAAAGGAACUCUCGCAAUCCAUAAGUGGGGACAGUUCAGGAGCAUUAAGUGUAACAGACUUCCAGUCCCUGGGAAAUGGACCUGGAUCUGAUGGGUCAUUCAUUACAGAUUCUCUCUCACCAGCAUCAAGUCCUUCAUCUGUGAAUCUUACCACAGUUCCAGGUAGCAAAGAUGAACCACCCAGUGCAACAUUAAACAUUGAAUGUAGAAUAUGUGGGGAUAAAGCUUCAGGCUACCAUUAUGGAGUGCAUGCUUGUGAAGGUUGUAAGGGCUUUUUUAGGCGAACAAUCAGACUAAAACUUGCCUAUGACAGAUGUGAUCGCAACUGCAAAAUUCAGAAAAAGAAUCGUAAUAAGUGCCAAUACUGUCGUUUUCAAAAGUGCCUUUCAGUUGGAAUGUCUCAUAAUGCAAUUCGAUUUGGACGGAUGCCGAGAUCAGAGAAGGCAAAAUUGAAAGCUGAAAUUCUAACAAAUGAACAUUGUGUAGAAAAUUCCGAAAUUGCAGACCUUAAAUCACUUGCCAAGAGAAUUUAUGAUGCCUAUUUGAAAAACUUUAAUAUGAACAAGGUCAAAGCCAGGCUCAUCCUUGCGGGGAAAACCAGUAACAAUCCACCAUUUGUUAUACAUGAUAUGGAUACAUUGUGUAUGGCAGAGAAGACACUGGUAGCAAAACUGGUAGCCAACGGAAUACAGAACAAGGAGGCAGAAGUUCGAAUCUUCCACUGCUGCCAGUGUACCUCAGUUGAGGCUGUAACAGAACUUACAGAAUUUGCCAAAUCUAUCCCUGGCUUUUCUAAUCUAGACUUGAAUGACCAGGUGACCCUAUUAAAAUAUGGAGUUUAUGAAGCCAUUUUUGCUAUGUUGGCUUCUGUAAUGAACAAAGAUGGAAUGCUAGUAGCCUAUGGAAAUGGUUUUAUAACUCGAGAAUUCCUCAAAAGCUUAAGGAAGCCAUUUUGUGAUAUCAUGGAGCCAAAGUUUGAUUUUGCAAUGAAAUUCAAUGCAUUGGAGCUAGACGAUAGUGAUAUCUCUCUCUUUGUGGCUGCUAUAAUUUGUUGUGGAGAUCGCCCUGGCCUUGUAAACAUAGGACACAUUGAAAAGAUGCAAGAGGGCAUUGUACAUGUACUAAAACGUCACUUGCAAAACAACCAUCCUGAUGACAUCUUCCUUUUCCCAAAACUUCUUCAGAAAAUGGCAGACCUCCGACAACUUGUCACAGAGCAUGCUCAACUUGUUCAGAUAAUCAAAAAGACUGAAUCUGAUGCACACUUACAUCCUUUGCUACAAGAAAUCUAUAAGGAUAUGUAUUAACACUUUAGUUUUUGUAUGAUAUGUAAGGACAGCAGGAAUAUUAAUAGAUGGGAACAAACUAAUUUGCACAAUUAUUUCUCUUGUACUUUAAUCUCAGAGCAUUUAUGAAGAUAAAAAUUAGGUAACUGGAAUAUUGCAUAUUCUCUGCCAGGGUGUAUUUCUAAGUACUUAAGAGAAAUUGUAUUGUGCAUAUAACUGGUGAUCUGUUGUGAUUGACUUGAGACUUGGGCAGCAGUGGAAUUUUUAAGUUCUGUCACAUCUGAAGCCUACUAACAUAUUUAUUAGUUUCUGCACUUUUAAGUCUUCAUCCUCUCCUCUUCACUACAGCAAGAAAGUUAGCUAUUUUGGACCAGGAUUCAAGAAUCUUUUUUGGAUGCCCAAGAGGACUUCAUUUCUCCAACAGCUAUUCCCCAUUUUGCAUUGGGAAUUACUUCUGAAACUCAGGGGGGUUUCAAAAGCAGAUUAGUAUAUGGCAUAGUGUGAGCAGAGGAAUUGGUCAUUUGAAAAGAAACAAGUCCAGUAUUCCAUACUUAAUGCCUUAGAUAUGUCUAAAUUAGCUCUUUGGAUCCUAGCCCCUAUCUUUGUCAGGAAUCAAUGCAUUUGAUACUAGUUUGGUGUCCAUAGAUUAGUGGGUUUUCUUUCUUUCUUCAGUGCUCUUCUUUUCUUUCUUUAGCUGCAAUCCUGUGCAUAUUUCCUAGGAAGUGUAUUCCGUAGAAUUCAACAGUUGUCAUGUUAGAUCAACCAAGAACUUAAGAAGCAUUUCAGAUACACCUACAGUGGUGGGCAUGCCAGUGGGAUUUUUUAAAAAAAUUAAGAAAAGAAAAAGCACACCUCACCCUAUGCCAUAUUGCAAACUACUUUUGAAAAUCUUCAUGUUCAAAAUCAAAUUCAUGCAGGUUAGGGUAUACUUGUUCUGAGAGAUACUUGCAAACCCAAAGUUCUAUUGGUCAUGCAGAGCCACUUGCAUAGAUCUUGAUAUCUUAGUCCCUCAGGUUGGAUAAAUUUUGAAUUUCUAAAAUAGUUCUGUAAAAGGCUGUAGCCACAACUGAUUUUUAUUCUUUGAUUGAAUGAUGUAUGUCAAAUCAGCAAUGUUAUACAGAAGUAGAAGAAGACUGCUUCCAUAUAGUUUGCAUUGAAAUGAGGAACAGGAGUUGGUUUUUUCCUCUUGAAAAAAUCUGGAUAGCAGCCCUAGUCUUCUGGUACCAUUUAAUUAGGCAGUGACAUUUGUUAAAGAUUUAUCCAAGCCCAGUGUUCAGCACUACUUUAUACUGUCUUAUUACGACCUGUCUACACUCAGCUGAAACUGGUUUAAUAGUCAUUACCUCCCCUGGAAUCCUGGGAGCUGUAAUUCUGUGGGGUGGGGGUAGCUAUAGAACUGCCUUGGAGACUUUGGAAGAAAGGUGGUAUGUUAGUGAUCUUCACUAUUUUUCAAGCAGGAUCCACUUUGACAAAAAACAAAACAAAACAAAACUUCAAUGUGAGAGACAUUUCCCACUGCACAGUAUUGUACUUUUCAAGUCCUGAGAGGGCACUUUGAGAGAGACAGAGCUCUGAACUCUGUGAGGAAAGUGCUGGGAAGGGCUACACUUCCCAAUACUCUGUGCAUGCCUUCCAAGAAGGUUCAGAGACUUAAGAGGAGUACAUUUCCUUUAAAGGAACCCCACUACUCUGGGCAAAGUAUAGUACUGCAUGGAGGGAAUUUUUCAUUUAUAACUGUGAAGUUAGAACCUGAGAACUUAUAGAAACUUCAGUGAUUAGAUUAGUAGAUUUCUGUUGAACUGUGCACUAGAAAACUGCUUGGACUAUCAUUCGGAGUACUCAGGAUUGGGGCAAUAAUUUAGGCAUUGAUAUUGGCUACCUCAGCAAAUUAUGAAAAUAGGAAGCUACUAAUUAGAUGAUUCAAAAUAUAUAACAUAUGUAAAGGUAAGUUUAGCAACUCUAAGUGAAUGAGAUCUGUUCUCAUUCUGACUUCCAUCAUGCAGAAAGAGUUCAGAGAUAACACAUAUUAUGGAAAUUCUGCAUCACUAAAAUAUGAAGAUGUAAUUAAUAUUGGAUGCAAGUGUUAUUAAAAAUUACUCAGCAAAAUUUAUCUUUUUUUAAAAAAAAUCUAAUAUGCACCUGAAUGCAUUAAGUGUCCAUUUGUACAACUGGUAAUAUACCAAAAUCCUAUUCAGAGGAGUACUGGUAAGCUAGAGAUGCAAGAAGUAGAACUUCACCCCAGAUUUAAAUGUCCUGGGAUGCAUUUCACUGUGCUUUUUAAUGCAGUGUGUCUACAUGUUUCAGCUACCUAACUCAUGUACCCAGAGGACUUGCACUGAGUGAUUUUUUGACAACAUGUUUAUCCCACCACCCACGGGUGAUGUGCAAAGCAGGGGAUUUUAUGGAUAACCAGAAUGUUUCCCUCUACCAAAUUAAUGUUUUUCAGUUAAAAAAAAAUACCUUUCUGAUAACACCAUUUUCAAUCAGUCUUUCUUAUUGUAGUAGAUGAGCACAUAUAACACCAUUUUACUUUCAUGGGCCCUUUAGGCCUCUCAUUGCAGUCUGAUAUUUAGUAACAUCCAGAAAGAAAGAGGAAGGGAAAGGGGUAGUUAAAGUAGCAGCAAUUGUUUCAGUCCAUCCUGUUGUGACUUUUAUCACAUCUUUACAGGUUUAUAAGGUUAGGAGAAGCAUCUGAACAAAUAAUUGAAAUAACUGGUCAUAUGGAAAGUGGUAUUAUAUCUGAAAUUGGGUUCAGCUCUAAUGGUGACAUUAUUGUUGCCUCCAUUUUUAUUGGAUCGUAUUAGUGGAAAUUCCCUUAACAAAAAACAGCUGCCAGUUGGGCCUCUGACAUAUAAAUUCUACAUCUCUCAUGACUUUGAACUGCUAAUUAUUACUUCCGUACUUGUGGGGGCAUGUGCAGAAGGAGGCUCCUAUAAUUGCAGUGACAAGUGGGAGGCACAGUGCAUGCCUGUUCACUCUGUUGGGUCAAGCCACUACUGAAACCUUGCUUAUAGGACACACAAUGACUGAAGUACAUUGGGAGCACAGUUGAAGGGGGCGGGGGACUUGGCAAAAUCCUUUACAGGCCAUUCUUCCCCAUCCUCAUGUCAGUCCAUAAGAGAAACAUUUUCGCACGACACUGAGACUCUCUGUAGCAAAAGUGGUGAAUGCCCCUCUUCUGUACAAUACCCUAGGUUGGCCACACAGCUUUCAAGACCAAAGAUGUCUUAGCAGCACCUGCUGCCAACAUUGGCAGUGUAGCCACAGAUUACUUAAGCCAUAGGAGAUUCCUCUGAAGAUGAGGUCAUGUCUGUUGUGGAGGUCUUUCUCCCUUGAUCAGAAUCAGGUAAAUGUGGCAUGUGAGCCAUGUCGUAAGGGCACUUCUUAAAACAGAGCACUACAGUUGAUUUUCCAGCAAGAGAACAUAAGGUUGGGACAAUACUUCAAGUGACCUGUGUAACACCAAUCUCAUGUUGAAUUGCCACCUGCUUCAAGCAUGCUUGCUUGCUUGCUUCUAGUGCAAUCAUAAAGAGGUAGGAGUUGUAGCUCACUAACGAAUGGGAUUGCUUGGUUUGGGUUCUGAGGACUAAACUAUGCAUUGCAUUACAUUAAGCAUAUGCCUGACUGUGCUUGUUCUUUAUAGCAGUCAUUGUGGGAGAGAUCCAGAUGGGGACUGUGGCAGGAAUAAAGGGUUAAAAACCUCACAUGCUGCCGUCUUGAUUCAGAUCUCCAACUGCUAUUUUUAAAAAAAUCAAAAAGUGCCAGAGCCAAGUACAUGCUUAACAUUUCUGAGGUUGGGUUUUUAUUAACCUGUGCUUGAUUGAAUUCCUUUACUUCAUCACGCAACACUCUACCCCAUAGAAGCCAAUGAGAGCAAUUGAGAACUAAGCCCACAUGAAUCCAUAUAGCCCUGUACCAUCACCUACAUAGCUCCACUCUGGGUUUUGUUUCUUGGUAUUCCCUGGUGACAUAGAACUGGUUUACAUAUGCUAUGAUGUUGCAUUUAUUAUUAUUACGAAAAGUAACUUAAGAUACCUGAUGUCCUGCUCUUACUGUUUACAUAAUAAGGGUUUUCAUUCACAAGUUGAGAACAGUUAGUUAACCUGGAGUGUUUGCAGCUGUGAAACAAGAUAAUUAAAUAUUUUCAGUCACAUGGAUACCUUUAAAACAUCAGGGGAAAAUCAGAGUUGUGCAUUGUAUCCGUUGUGGGUUUGUUCAAAGUUAUGUUAUAAUCACGCUUGCCAUUAAUGUGCACUGCAGGUACUCCAGUUAGAGUACUCCCAUAAAACUGUUUACAAUUGUUAUAAACCUGAAUUUCACAGUAUCAAGAGAAUUGGAUCUGAGGUUUAAUAGGAAUAAGUUUACCUAUCCAAUGACUUCUGUCACUAUAAAUUUAGGUAUAUUAUGCACUGAAUUUGCACUGUAUUUGUAAUAUAACUUUUAAAAAAUCUGUGGGGAGCAAUUUAUAAAUCAACAUUACUAUGCAGCCCCAAUAAGAUAGGGCUUGUGUAGGAUUCCAGCCAGCACCAUUCAGGUGGAUGGGAAGGUUGUACAGCAUCAUUGUUUGGUGGAUUGUGCUAUUAAUGAUGAUAAAGGUCAUCAUGACUGCACAAGACAGACGCUCUACAUGGACACCUUUUGCCCCCAAGUACAAAUGUAGCAAGAGACAAAGCCAUAUAUACAUCCUGAUGCUUGUAUCUAAUCAUGUUGACUUUGGCGCUAUGGAAUCAGACCUCAUGUAGAAACAUGUUGGUGGACAGUAAUUUAAAUAUUUGUGCCUUGAGUUUAAUUGGAAGCAUUCUAAUGUGAUAUGCAGGGCAACGUAAGCAAUAUCUAUUCUAAUCAGAACUACCUUUGUCAAUAUUUGCAAUGUAUAGUUACACCACAUGCUUAUAAUGAGAGCAAUUUUUAGACUGCAGAUUUGAGCAGAGUACUAAGGCAGCAAUAAAACUAAAUCUGUGAAAAAUGGUCACAUGUAUUCUGUUGUGAUGUAAUGUACUGUAACUAUUAUAAGCUUGAUUUCUGUUGCUUUGCUUCUGAAACUGUUGUGGUCUUGGGCCAUUUUGCAGUUAAGAUAUUAUUUGAAUCACACUUGGAAAGAGAACACAGCACAGCAAGAGUUGGGUUGAAGAAAGCAUCAAAGCUGAAAACUCAUGUACACAUUUUAGAAGUGUUCACAACUGGAGAACUGUUAUGUAUCACUCUGGUUCUAAGACACUACACAUUUUGUAAGUAUUGUAGAAUUUGGCCCAAGGAUUUAAUGAAUAUUUUAGUUUGUGUACAUAAAUCCAUAGAAAUUUUGAAACUAGGGUUUUUUAGGGGGAAAGGGAGGUUUUGGAAAAAUGGAAACAAUGUCAUAUUUAUUUUUGUAUCAAACUUUACUGUUUUAAAGAUACAAAAUGAAUUAUGUACAGCUUAGUACAUACUAUUUUUUCCUUUUUAAAAAAUAAAACUAAAGCAUUCAUACACUUAAAAUGUCAAAAGCAUAUUUAAACAAAAUUACAAACACAUGUAGGAAUAGUUCAAUGUGUUCCUCUAGUAAAGAUGACAGUGCAUCCUGUGAGGGGCAAAGACUGAAAUGCAUCUGGGAUUUGAGAGCUAUAUAUUCCUCUAUGAUACAGGAUCAGCAUUGUAAUUAUCUAGUAUCUUCCAUUGUCUUACAUAGGGAGGCUAUUCACAUGAGCAUGCAAAACCGGGCUAAGGGAGCCCAGCCCGGUUUUGCACACCUGUGUGAACCAUGCGGAUUGGGCUGAUCCUGGCAGCACUACAGCAGCAAACCCAGCUAACUAGCCACCUUUUAAAACGAGGUUAAGGGAGCACUCACUCCCUUAACCUCACUUCUCUGGGUGUGUGUCAGGCUGGCAGACUCAGGGUGGGGGAGGGGGAUCCCAAUCAUCCACCGUGCACUCAUGCAGUGCAUUAUCAAAGCUCUGAGGGGCUGUGGGGGCACAUCCCUGCACCCCGGCCGUCAGAGCUACCAGAAGAGCUACCGGCAGAGCUAUCUGCCCAUCCAAGGAGGAAGAACUGCUCAUCUUUGGGGAAGUUAUGUUUAAGCGGCCUUCCCCACAGCCUCUCCUCUAGCCCUUCUUGCUGCUCAUGAGAAGAGGCUCAGUAUCUUUUCAUAUUGCAUAGUUGUUGGGCACCAUUUUUAAAAAGUAAUGGGCAGUAAAUAUUUUAGAACCAUGCCUUGUCAAGUAUUUAAUGAAUCAUUCUGAGAGAAAAUGUUUCAAAAGAGUAUUUCAAAUAUUCUAAAAAUUUUAAGCCUCUGCCUUGGUGUGGGGUAUAUGUGGUUAGAGGCAGGGGCUAGAAAAGAAACCUGAAUGUUGCUGCGCUUUCACAUCUCCAUGUAUACAUAACUUCCAUUGCUGGCAUGCAAAGGCAGACUUGGUUCACUCAUGGCGAAGUGUGUGUUCUCUGAGACUCUUCUAGCUCAGGUAUGUCCUUUGGCUGUUGUACAAUUUUUUUAAUCUGAAUGCCAUCAAGAUCUUCAUGCUCGAGAGAGAACAAUGCUAGCCUGAAACACCAUGGGCACUUUGAUGGCAUGAUAAUUCAUUGAGCUGUUUCCAGACACUGAUUGCAUUACUUCUCUCAGGUGGAUUGCUUAAUGAAAUCUAGAAUAGGAAAUGGGUUAAUGAAAUGGAGUUCAGCUCCAACUGCAUCUCCUGCAGAGUUAUGUCUGUCUCUCUUCCCUCUUCCUUUACAGAGGGCUGCUAUCCCUCUGCACUUCAGUAACGUCAUGGCAAGACAGCUUUUGAGGAGCUUCAUGGUUUGUUCCCCCAGUAUUGCUCUUCAGUAUGGGGAAAGAGAAACAGCUCAUGUUUCAUAUUGCUGACUCGUGCAGCCCCCUUCUGCCUCUUGGGAGAAUGGAAUGUGAUUUUGCUGAGUUCACACAGAUGGGUGUGUUUUUCUGUGAACUGGUGUCUUCACAUAGUUGGCAUAAUCCCGACCUGCUUUCUAGGAUGAUAGGGAUACAUUUAGAGCUGCCACCACCAUGAGAAUUGGCAGCUGUUGAUACACUACCCCAUUAGAGGAAUGAUUCACACCAACAGUGCUUCUGGGUAAUGCUGGCCAGGUCAUGAGCUUGAAGCAACUAGUGUGAAGGCAGCCACACUUUGAAUAUGCUAUCCAUCUCUGUCGAUCUAGGGCAGGCCUGCUCAACUUUGGCCCUCCUGCACAUGUUGGCCUACAACUCCCAUAAUCCCUGGCUAUUGGCUGCUAUGGCUAGGGGUUAUGGGUUGUAGUCCAAAAAUAGCUGGGGGCCCAAAUUUGAGCAGGCCUGAUCUAGGGGCUUGAGCCAAGGAGGAUAUGACUUCUCACAGGUAGUGCAAAUGAGUCUCUUAGGUGUAGGUUUCCCUUCAAUAUCUUCCAUUUACCAGUUUCUUCUGCUUUCCAAGCACCAAGAGAUGGGGGUAGACAGUCUAAGAGAGAUAUGUGAUUCCUACAGUUAAUGUGAAGAGGCAACACAGUUGUUGUUUUUUAAAAGGAAAUGCCAGUGCUGUCUGCAUUUCUAAUGAAGAACACUUGUGAAAUAUGCAGUCCAUGGUGGUGCAGGAAAGCAUUCAGGCCUUAAUUGACCUCCAUAACAGGAGUAGUGGCCUGUACGGGCAGAGUAAAUUACCCACCCCAACCCGGGUGAAAGAGCAGCCAAUGUGCUUAGGGUGCUUAACACAGUGGUUGGGGAGGCAAGGCAGCUGGGAAGAGAGAGUGGGAAUGAGCGGCACCUGCAGCUCAUUUACAGCACCUGCUCCACCCCCAUAGACUGCUACUAAACAAAGCAAUAGUUAACUUUUUCAUAAUGUAACUACUGUAAUGAGGGGGGUGUUUUGUCCAGCAUGUACACUGGAAGUUGUUGAGCAUCUGAAUUCAAAUCCUAGUCUUGGGCCAGUCUAGUCUUAAUUCUCCGACAGACAGCUAAAUGGGAUCUCAAGCUUUGAACAAAAGCUGCCAGGGAUUAAGGGGCAUGGAAAAUUCCAGGCAUGUAUAUGAGCUUUUAUUUAGCGUUUCAUUGACAACCAAUACAUUGCCAUUUUUGUUGCUGAUUAAUAUGAACAAAAUUACAAGUUUAAAAAACUGUGAAACUGAACUUGAUUUUUAAAAGUGUUCCUUAAUUCUUCUGUCACAUCUUGUGCCUUUUGGAGUGAUUCCCAAGUUUACAAAAUGUAAGGAUGUAUUUGAUAAACAAUGCCGUUAAAGUUAUAAUUAUUGUUUCUCACUAAGUGAUUCUUUGGUAUGGCAAUAUAAAGAUGAAAUACAGUUUAUAUGCAUUUUCAGAUGCCACUUUUAAUCUUGGUUUACUUUUCUGGUGUUGCUCAUAGGUGAUGGUUUAUGGGGAAAGUAUCAGGUGGGUGUUUAAUAAAUACUGUUGAAUGAGUGUAUCGGAUUAGUUGAAAUUGUUCUCAGCAUUCACACUUAAGGGAGGGAAGAUGAAAUGAUCUGCUGUUUUCACAAAGCUUACACACUUCCCACAUAUAGGGAUAGAUGGGGCUACCUGGUAGCAGGGUGGUUAAAUUCAGUCACAAGUUGAAAUUUAACUCCCAUUAAAUUCAGGAACAGCCUGCACUGGUGUGAUCAGAUGUGAGGGUGAAAUGGCUCAGGUAAAACACAGAACGUAUAGAAAGGCAAAAACUGAGCUCUCGCUUCCUCUUUGCUUACAGACACAAAAUGUGAGAAUUUUAACUAAAGGACAGUCACCAGCCAUCAGGAUCAGCAGUGGCAUGCCCCUGAACACCAGGGUGCUAGGGAACACCAGCGGGGAGGGGCAGUUUCCCUCUUUCCCCCACUUGUGGGCUUCCCAAAUGCACCUGAUUGACCCCUGUGUGAAGCAGGAUGCUGGACUAGAUGGGCCUUUGGCCUGAUCCAGCAGGGCUUUUCUUAUGUAUUUUUUCAAUGUAUUUUUCUAACUAUAAAUUUGACUGUUUGGAGAAAAUAUGGGAUUAAAUAAUAAAACACAUAUUUGAUAACUCUGCUAGGAUCUUGUCGGAACCUCUGUGUGCUUCAAACUCUUUUGUAAGACUGUUGAAUGUAUGUAUAAAGGGGGUAAUUUCAAUGUUAGUGUUUUGCUUAAAAUAAAUGUUUUUAAACAUA
This is a messenger RNA of Hemicordylus capensis (graceful crag lizard), 11152 nucleotides long. RefSeq names its product peroxisome proliferator activated receptor alpha (gene PPARA). Lineage: Eukaryota; Metazoa; Chordata; Lepidosauria; Squamata; Cordylidae. Gene Ontology annotation, cellular component: nucleus. The record is from RefSeq and is a predicted model, not a curated record. The transcript is spliced from 8 exons. Gene Ontology annotation, biological process: cell differentiation; regulation of lipid metabolic process; negative regulation of transcription by RNA polymerase II. Bases 683 to 2089 code for a protein of 468 amino acids. Gene Ontology annotation, molecular function: zinc ion binding; nuclear receptor activity; RNA polymerase II cis-regulatory region sequence-specific DNA binding.